AUGCGUGCCCAAUUCGUUACCCUCCUGGCCCUUGCCGCCCCGCUCUACGCCAUCAAGAUCACCUCUCCGUCCAAGAACGACGUUGUUGAUCCCUCCGAGGGCGUCACUGUCAAGUGGUCCACCGUCAACACCGACCCGUCCAAGGCCCACCUCGUGCUGGUCAACAUGGCCUCCGGCCACACCCCCUUCAGCAAGGACCUCGGCGAGAUCGACUUGUCUGCCGGCAGCUUCAAGGUCUCGGAGAAGGACGUCCCCUCCGAUGCCGGCUACCAGUUCAACUUUGCGAGCACCGAGACCCAGAACACAGGCAUCCUCGCCCAGUCGGAGCAGUUCGAGGUCAAGGCCUCGGCCUCGGACAGCGACGAUGAGGACGAUGACGAGAAGACGUCUUCUUCGGCUUCCUCCGCCACAUCGGUUUCGGUGUCAUCGUCUGCGGCCCUCACCACCACCGUCAAGACCUUGACUCAGACCUUUACCAGCACCGGCUCCGACACCACUGUCACCUCAACUGGCACCACCUUGACCACCUCUACUGGCACUGCCGCUGAGAGCACCGGCACCGAGACCGAGUCUGCCACCUCUAGCACCAGCGACGCCGGGGCUGCCCCCACUGGCAUGGUUGUCCAGGGCGGCAGCCUGCUUGCCCUGGUGGCUGGUGUCGCCGCCGUUCUUGCUUAGGUUUUGUAUCCAGACUGGUUCGUGUAGGAUAUUGAAAGGAUUACUAGUGGGCGCGGGGGUUCGGAGCCUUGGGAGGGUGGUAAUGUCACGGCGAUAGAAAAACGGAUGGAUAGACACGGGACGGAUGGGAAAAUAGAGGUCUGCGUUGAUAGAACACUUUUUCUAAAAUCAUCGUCGGGCACCGUCCUGUUGGACAGCCGUCUACGAAC
Molecule: messenger RNA, 887 nt
Organism: Chaetomium fimeti
Lineage: Eukaryota; Fungi; Ascomycota; Sordariomycetes; Sordariales; Chaetomiaceae
Product: Ser-Thr-rich glycosyl-phosphatidyl-inositol-anchored membrane family-domain-containing protein
Exons: 1
Coding region: 1-678 (225 amino acids)
Source: RefSeq, a predicted model, not a curated record